Trifolium pratense (red clover) is the source of this 1059-nucleotide messenger RNA. RefSeq lists its product as uncharacterized. The record is from RefSeq and is a predicted model, not a curated record. Lineage: Eukaryota; Viridiplantae; Streptophyta; Magnoliopsida; Fabales; Fabaceae. The transcript is spliced from 2 exons. The coding region runs from base 285 to 710 and encodes 141 amino acids.
AAUCCACGGUGCUUGAAUGAGAUCCACCCGAUAAGUAUGUUAUAGAUGAAGAGGAGGCAUCUGUCCAUAAACAACUUGAAAGGGAGUAUUUUGAAUGGCCAAGUGAUAGCUUGUAUUAUACCACCAUUCUGCUAGAGACAACCAUUUCGACCAACUAGAAGGUUUCUCAGCACACAUACAACAGAGGUAAGUCUCCAAACUUUUGUCACUAUCUAUGUUUGGCCAUUGUGGUAGGUGGUGGAUUUGUUGAGAUUUACACGAAAAUAGGAUCCCUAUCACUUGUUAUGGAAGUAGGCAUACCAUGUAAUUUGAAAACAUUGUUUAAAAAUACCUCAUUUACUUUGGUGUCUUUGUCGGAGAUGUCUCCCAACGAGAUAUCGUCUGUCACAGUGGCAUGUGGAUCGUUGCUAUGUCCUAUUUGUGAUCAUGAUGGAGAAGACGACUUGUAUGUGUUCUUUGGGUGCAUAGCGGCGCAAGAUAGCUGGCAGGCAGCAUGCCCUGAGAUGGUUCCACACAAUGAUGAGUAUCAACCUGAAUCUGUAGCUGAUCGUAUUUUUGCGAUUUGCAAUAAGGAGGAUAGUGGUACAGUUGGGCGGGUUGCAACACUCCUCUGGUGUGGUGUAUUUGGCAUAAUCGAAAUGAACAAGUGUGGAAUGAAAACAAGUGCACCACAAAUCAGGUGUGACUACUCCAACAUGUUAUUUCCGUAACCAUGAAGGUCGGUUUGUGGCUGUGGUCACCAUAUGGCAGCAAACUUUAUUAUCCACUGUGGAGGGGGAAGUUGUUGCUUUACUUUGUGCGAUGGAAGAGGCACGUGCUCGAAGUUUUGUUGGGGUUCAAUUUGAAAGCGACUCACAAUUAUUGGUCGAUGCGAUCUGAUUGAAGCAAAGAGGCAACUCUGAGUUUAGUUCAAUUGUUGCUAAUAUUAUUCAUAUUAUGUCAUCAUUUGUAAACUUUGAGAGAUAGUUUGUUAGGAGACAAGCUAUUGAGUUAGCUAGGAUCUGGAUUCACAACUAUUGAGUUAAAAUCUAUUCUAAAGGAGUAUAAUUGAUUUUGACA